Molecule: messenger RNA, 1787 nt
Organism: Populus nigra (black poplar)
Lineage: Eukaryota; Viridiplantae; Streptophyta; Magnoliopsida; Malpighiales; Salicaceae
Product: flavin-containing monooxygenase FMO GS-OX-like 4
Exons: 7
Coding region: 168-1553 (461 amino acids)
Molecular function (GO): NADP binding; N,N-dimethylaniline monooxygenase activity; flavin adenine dinucleotide binding
Source: RefSeq, a predicted model, not a curated record
CCCCCGUCUCCGCUCACCAUUGACGGAAAGAAAUUGAAAAGGACAGGCAGACCACCAAUUAUUCACUCAGACGUUGACUUUUUUCGAGGGAGCAUCAAAACAGUGUGCUGCGAUGCAACUAUGGAUUUGUAGCGUGGCGUGCCCCUUCCCUGAGCUGGAGAAAGAAAAUGCAAGCAUCACCCAAUGCGCUCUCCUCCCACCACGUCGCCGUGAUCGGGGCAGGAGCCGCCGGUCUGGUGGCGGCACGUGAGCUCCACCGAGAGGGUCACAAAGUGGUGGUCUUUGAGAAAGAUGACCAAGUUGGUGGUCUCUGGAUGUACGAUCCCCGUGUAGAACCCGACCCUCUCGGGCUUGAUCUAACCCGACCUGUUGUUCACUCAAGUCUCUACGAGUCUCUCAGGACCAACUUGCCAAGGGAGACGAUGGGUUUUAUGGACUACCCGUUUGUGACCCGAGAGGGUGAGGGAAGAGACCCGAGAAGGUUUCCGGGUCAUAGAGAAGUGUUGAUGUAUUUGCAGGAUUAUGCCAGGGAAUUUGAGAUUGGAGAGAUGGUGAGGUUUGGGUGUGAGGUGGUGAAUGUAGAGAUGAUUGAUAGUGGGAAAUGGAAAGUGAAGUCAAAAAGGAAGAGACUUGAUGAUAAUGAUAGAGGUGAUGAUUUUGCUGAUCAUGAGGAUUUUGAUGCUGUUGUCGUUUGCGUUGGACAUUACACCCAACCUCGUAUCGCUGAAAUUCCUGGCAUCAAUUUGUGGCCGGGGAAGCAGAUACACAGCCACAACUAUCGUAUUCCUGAGCCUUUCAGGGAUCAAAUCAUAAUUUUGAUAGGAGCUUCUGCGAGCGCUGCUGAUAUAUCCGUGGAAAUUGCUAGACUUGCCAAAGAGGUUCACAUUGCUCGUAGAUCGGCUGUAGAUGAUGAUACGUACGAAAAAAAGCCUGGAUAUGAUAACAUAUGGCUUCAUUCUACGAUAGAAAGAGCAUGUGAAGAUGGUACUGUCAUUUUCCGAGAUGGCAUUGUUAUCCUAGCUGACGUUAUUCUGCACUGCACCGGGUACAAAUAUGGCUUCCCUUUUCUGAAAACUGAUGGCAUCGUGACUGUGGAUGACAAUCGUGUGGGGCCAUUGUACAAGCAUGUUUUCCCUCCAAUCUUGGCCCCGUGGCUUUCCUUUGUCGGGAUACCCUAUUGGACUUUCCCUUUCCCAACGUUCGAAGUUCAAAGCAAGUGGAUUGCUGGUGUUUUAUCUGGUCGAAUUGCGCUUCCUUCACAAGAGGACAUGAUGGAAGAUGUUAAGAUCUACUACUCUGAACUUGAAGCUUCUGGUGUACCUAAGCAUCACACUCAUAACUUAGCUGACUCUGCAAAUGACUACAACAAGUGGCUUGCCUCCCAGUGUCGGUGUUCAUGCUUUGAAGAAUGGAGAAUUGAAAUGUACAGUGAGAUUCUUAAGAACUGGCGUGCCAUGCGAAAUAUGUAUCGUGAAGAAUGGGACGACGACCACCUGAUCUUGCAAGCCCAUGAAGACUUCAACAGACGCAUCUCAAACAAAGUCCAGAGAUGAAAAAAAUUAAGAACAAGCAUUCCAUACAGAAGGUGCAGAGGAACCUUGUCCAUCCUAGUGUCCGUAGGGCUUUCGCCUCUCUGUAUUUUGAGGCCAGGGCUAUCAAUUUCUGUAUCAAAUAUUAUUUUUAACAAUUAACUAAAACAUGUGGUGGAGAAAUUACUAUAGCAAUGAAUAAUAAUUCUCUCCAUGUUUUAGUGUGGCAUUAUAAAAAAAUAUUUGUUUUUUUAUUAA